This is a messenger RNA of Papaver somniferum (opium poppy), 465 nucleotides long. RefSeq lists its product as uncharacterized. Gene Ontology annotation, molecular function: RNA-DNA hybrid ribonuclease activity; nucleic acid binding. NCBI's taxonomy places the organism in Eukaryota, Viridiplantae, Streptophyta, Magnoliopsida, Ranunculales, Papaveraceae. The transcript has a single exon. Bases 1 to 465 code for a protein of 154 amino acids. The record is from RefSeq and is a predicted model, not a curated record.
AUGGCAGUUAAUUGGCUGGGCUUUAAAGGGAGAGUUUAUCAGGUAAUUCGUGAUAAUUCAAUUAGAAUGAAAGGCCACAUGCAUAAUACUUUAGAGGAGUUACGCAUUCUGAAUUAUUUCAAGGUGCAGCAUAGAUCAUGCAAAACGUCUACCCCAAUUGAGAUUAGUUGGACUCUUCGUAAUCAAGAUGAAAUCAUGAUCUGUUGUGAUGGUGCAUCUUUCGGAAACCCAGGCCAAGCUGGUUCAGGUGUUGUUUUCCGUGAUGCAAGUUCGGAGGUGCUUGGUGUUCUUUGUGUUGGACUUGGUUGGCAAACCAAUUUCUAUUCGGAAGUUUGUGCGAUUAUUUAUGGUGCGAUUAUGGCUAAGAGAUGGAAUAUGCGGAGUAUUUGCAUUUGUUCGGAUUCGAAGAGUUGCAUUCAAGAUUUUCAAAAGGGUGAGCUGCCUUGGCAACUGGUGCAGAAGUGA